CUCAGUCCCGCAGAGACCAAGAAGAACUCAUUCCAUUCUCUGUUUCAGUUCCACCAUGACACAUCUUAUUCUUUUGCUUGGACUUCUUGUAGCAGCAUACUUUAGUGGAUCUCGAGCUGAAAAUGCGUUCAUACAAUACUGGGAAGAGCAUAUUGGUCUUUCACACCCUCCACACUGGUUAGCUGCAAAGGCUUCUUCAUUAAACCCCCAUCAAGAGGCGGGAUUCAUGAAAGUUAUAGCGAAAAAUGAAUUGGCUUCCCACCUGCGUUCAUUUUGUAAGCAGGCUAAUAUUGCUUGUUCUACAAAUGCACUGGAGAAGAAGAUAAUUGACAGCAAAACUUUGCCACCAAUAGCCCCAUGGAAUGAAGCCAAGCUGAAAUAUAAUUAUCCAAAUGAAAUACCCCUUUCGAUUGCCAGCCAAGGUGGAUUGCCAUAUUUCCGGGAGUCAAUGGUAAAAGAGGGAGGUUUCAUGUCCAUCCCUGAUCUAAGGGACCCAAUGUCAUAUAAAUCAUUCUUGCCGCGAUCUAUAGCAUCAAAAAUCCCAUUUUCCUUUGCCCAAAUUGAGGAAUUGAAGAAGCUUUUUGGCGUGGAAGACAAAUCAAACAUGGAUGAAUAUAUUCAAGACACCCUUGAAACAUGUGAGAAGAGGCCCAUUCAAGGUGAGAAGAGAACUUGUGCAACUGCUGCCGAGGAUCUUAUUGAUUUUGUCGUCGAGGAAUUAGGACACUAUGUACAUGUAUGGAGUACUAAAAGCAUCGAAGGAUCUUAUGAGAAUGUCACAAUUGGAGCUGUGAAACUCAUAUAUGGAAAUCUUUCUGAAUCACCCGCCUUGUGUCAUAGCCAGCCAUUCAUAUUUCAAGUCUAUUAUUGUCAUGUCUUACAGAAAGUAAAAGUAUAUGCAGUAGAUAUAAAAGCUAAGAAGAAAGUGAAUCAUGCGAUCAUGGCAUGCCACUAUGACACAUCAACUUGGAAUCCAAAUCAUCUUGCUUUUAAGUUGCUAGGUUUUGGCCCGGGACAAAUUGAAGUCUGCCAUUGGAUAAAUGAGAAUGGAGUGGUUUGGACAAAGAAUCUAGGUUGAGAGGCACUUGAAGAUUUGAUUAUCUUCCAGCUCUCAUCUUUGUGUUACAUAUACUGCUUAGUCUAUUUGAAUAAUGAUAAAUAAUAAUCUAUUUUGGCUUGCUUAUUA
Molecule: messenger RNA, 1186 nt
Organism: Macadamia integrifolia
Lineage: Eukaryota; Viridiplantae; Streptophyta; Magnoliopsida; Proteales; Proteaceae
Product: polygalacturonase non-catalytic subunit AroGP3-like
Exons: 2
Coding region: 56-1078 (340 amino acids)
Source: RefSeq, a predicted model, not a curated record